UAAUCAUCCGCACUUUACUCGCUGACCAGCUCGUCAGUCAACACCAGCUCAAGUCCCGGAACGGAUCGCGAUUUUUUCGAACCCACUUCGGUCCAGAUUUCCCGUGCGGUCCCGUCGUGUGUGUCUGUGUGUUUGUCCGUGUGUACACGUCCUCCACCCGCCGGAGUUCCGUGGGUCGAUUUUUUAUUGUGCAAAAAAAGGAAGAAAAAAGUAGCCUUCGUCACUUCUGUUGACCAGUUGGAGACAGCGAGGGGAGCCUGUGCUAAGCGGAGUGGCCAUCGGCGGGUCGCGGGUGCGUGUGUGCCCCAGUCGCUUUCGCUGUGUGCGUGUUUGUGCAGUUUUUUUUUUCUAGUGAUUUCGAUUCUUUCGCGAGCCCCCUCAGCAGCACAGCGUUGAAAGAGUAAAAAUCGUAAAACAUCAUCACGGUGAUAACUUUAGGUGACGUGCCGGAAGACUUCUCUCUUUCUGCCACUGCGGGAGUUUGUGGAUUUCGAGAAGGCGACCAGAAGCUGUCCUUUGGAAAGAUUCGCGUGCAGAAAGUGACAAAAAAGAUCGUGUUCCUGCCCCAGGUGCAAUGUCUCCCAACUAGACCCUGCUCCGAGAGGACCACCCACACCCCCGCUUUCGGCAGUUUUGAGCGUGCAAAGUGCUCCAAAAAUUGUACAAGGAGAAAAAAAACGGUGUAAUUCUAGUCGGAAAUUACCGUGUUUUUCUGUUGAAAACGAAAAACGAUGAGUGCCAGCAGCACCAGUGCCACCGGAGCAGGAGGAGGAACCGGUGGCCCCUCCGCGACCGUCAGUGUCGUCUCGACGCCGAUCAACGCCGGAGCGCGGCCCGACUCGGCCCCGGCGCUCGGCUCGUCACAGGCGUCGACCCCGCCGAAUCCGGGCAGCUCCGCCGGGUCGGCCUCCGGGGGAAAGUUUCUUGAUCCCCGGUCGGCAGCGGCCGCUAUAACGACGGUGGUCAGCCCGCCGACCCCGGCCGACGAUCGGAAGAGCCGCCGGACGUCGCUGAUGGUGCCACUGCCCAAGCGGCCAUCGAUGGAGAGUCUCAGCCCCAGUCCGGGACCGGCGUCUCCAGGAAUCUCAGGAUGGAACGAGAGCAGUCCCAAAAUCGACUCCGGCUUUCCAGAUAAGCAAUCGAACAACGAUGCCGCCAAGCUAAACCGCAAGGAAUCUUACAAAGCACAACGAAAGAAUUACCGCCGCGAGAAGAAACGGGUAGCUUCGGAGCUGCUCAACUCCCUCCAGGAUCCGGCCGUCAUCGUCCUAGCGGACUGGUUGAAGAUCCGGGGCACGCUCAAGUCGUGGACGAAGCUGUGGUGCGUGCUGAAGCCGGGUCUGCUGUUUAUCUACAAGAGUCCGAAGACCAAGAGCAGUCACUGGGUCGGUACGGUGCUGCUGACGUCCUGCCAGGUUAUCGAGCGGCCCAGCAAGAAGGAUGGCUUCUGCUUCAAGCUGUUCCACCCGAUGGACCAGACGAUAUGGGCCCCGCGGGGACCGGACAAGGAGACGAUGGGAGCCGUGGUUCAACCGCUGCCCACGUCCUAUCUGAUCUUCCGGGCACCCAGUCAGGCCGCCGGCAAGUGCUGGCUGGACGCGCUGGAACUGUCACUGCGGUGUUCCGCCCUGCUGGUGCGGUCCGUUCCGGCCAUCGACAUGAGCGUGGUGGAAGACCUGGGAACGGCCAGCUCCACGCACGAGACCCAGUGGUCCGAAGCCGACUACGAGAAGCACUUUGACGAGCAUGUUCCCAAGUUGAAAGAGCACCUGAACUACCUGAUGAAGUACCUCCCGCCGUCGCCGCCGGACAAGCGGCACCUCCCGGUAGUCUCGAUCGAAAAGUCCCAACCCCGUAGUUCGUGUCCCUCGCCGACUCCCAUCUUCCAGCAGCUGUACCUGGCGGUGGCUCACUGGGAGCGCUACCUGCGGGAUUCACCGGAACUGUUUCCGCGGUCACCUGGGCGGUUCGACGAGGACGAUCAGCUGCGCUCGGGGAUGCUUUCCCCGUCGGACGAUGUGUUUGACGAAGCGGGCGAUAUUGGCCGACGGCGCAGUUCGCUGCAGGUUGGGUUCUCUCCGGCGCGGCAGGUCUACUCGACGCCGGGAGAAAAGCAACGCCGCCGGAGCAGCCCGGCAGAGUUUAGCAAAGCCAACUCGGGAAUCACGAUCCGGAUCUCUGACGAUUUGGACAUUGAUAGUCAGCCGGACCAGGGCACCCUCGUGAUGUCGGCCGGCGAGUCUGACUCGGAGUCGGACAUGGGCGAAGGCAUGGUGGAGGUGGAGGAGUUCCCGGAGACGCCGUACGUGCACUCGCCGGAGGAGGAGUUUGGUGCGGCCGGUGAACAAGUGGAGGAACUUCCGGAGGAGCACAAAAGCCUAAUCUGGUUCCUGGUGAAGCAGGUCCGACCCGGAAUGGAUCUGAGCAAGGUUGUACUACCAACGUUUAUUCUGGAGCCGCGCUCCUUUCUCGACAAACUUGCGGAUUCGUACUACCACGCAGAUCUUUUGUCAAAGGCUGUAUUGGAGGACGAUCCCUUCACGCGAAUGAAGACGGUAGUUCAGUGGUACCUGUCCGGGUUUUACAAGAAACCUAAAGGUCUUAAGAAACCGUACAAUCCGAUUCUGGGUGAAACGUUCCGCUGCUACUGGCAGCACGAGAACGGCAGCCGGACGUUCUACAUUGCCGAGCAGGUCUCGCAUCAUCCUCCGAUUUCGGUGUUUUACGUGACAAACCGACAGGACGGGUUCUGCAUUAGUUGCAGUAUUUUGGCCAAGUCCAAGUUCUACGGCAACAGCACGUCGGCCAUUUUGGAGGGUGUGGCCACGUUGACGUUGCUGCCCCGGGGAGAGAGUUACACGCUGACGGUUCCGUACGCUCACUGCAAGGGUAUUCUGAUGGGAACACUUUCGAUGGAGCUCGGUGGUAAGGUAUCGGUGGAGUGCGAAAAUACCGGCUACAAGACGGAGCUGGAGUUCAAGCUGAAGCCGUUCUUGGGAGGUAACGAGUACAUUAACAUAGUCACGGGUAAGCUGAAGCUCGGUAAGGAAACGCUGGCCACCAUCAACGGCCACUGGGACGGAGAGAUCCGGAUAAAGGACUCCCGAACGGGUGAAGAUUCGGUCCUGUUUAAUCCCACCACGGAAGUACGUGCCCAGCGGUUGAAGCGGUUCACCGUUCCAAUGGAAUCACAGGGAACCAACGAAUCGGAACGACUGUGGCAACAUGUGGCCGCUGCGAUCCGAAGGGACGACCAAGUCGGAGCGACCGAAGAAAAGACCGCCCUUGAGGAAGCUCAGCGAAUCUCGGCCAAGGAACGGAAGGCUACCUGCACUGAGUGGAUUCCGGGUUUGUUCCAGCAGGAUCUGGUCACCGGGCAGUACCACUACAAGUAUGCCGACCUGCGCCCUUGGGAUCCGCGCAACGAUCUUCGCCAAUACGAGAGCAACUACCGGAUACAAACGAAGACACGCCACCAGGCUCCGAUGGUCCGGACGGCGUCCGUGGUAAGCUCGGAUCCGUUGAGUAUUUUGCAGGUCGAAUCGAGGGGCUCGCUGCGUAAGACACGCGCUCUGACCGCGGGCGUGCUGAAGUCUCGUAAAAUCUCGUCCAACACGUCCACACCGGAUCUUAUCGAUCCCAACUCGGACUCUAGUCACUCGAACGACGUCCACGACUCCGGGCUCUCCAAUACGAGGGUUAUUCAAUCGCUGGACGAUAUCAACCGCAAGCUGGAAGAACACUCGAAGAAGCUGUCGAAGCUACAGUUGGACAUGGACAAGAUUUAUUGGGCGCCAAAGAACCAGGGAGGUAGUGCCCUCGGGGGUCUCGUAAGUCCAACCACCUUGCGGGGGAUCGCAUUUGGAGUGUUGGCGCUGUUGUUGCAAAUCUUUAUCGCAUGGUAUCUAACGAAACGGUCACUAGCGGCAGCCACCGGAAGUGGUUCCGGUGGUGCUGGCAGCACUGGUAGUCAAUAGAAUGUUGUUUUGUUUUAUAUUUUGGACAUUUUCGGUGUAACUUUUAGUAUCAAGAACAAUCAAUAAUCGAAACAAUUGCCAACUGCUGGAAGCAGGACAGCUUUGAAGGGUUUAUUUAAGGGGAACAGGAAAGGCUUCGAGUGGUGGAUUAGAAAUAGAACAGAAUAUUACUAUAAGUCAAUAGCAAAUCACCGUAAUAUGACUGCUUUCUUAAAUUUCCAACAUUUGGUGGAAAACUAAAUAUAACACACUUCAUAGAGCUUGGAAUUUCCUAUAAACUAUCGAAAAUAAUAGAUCACGAUAAAAUGAAGGCUUUUCAGUAAUUUUUGACAAACCUCUGUUCCAGGCGUUCGAUCGAAGCGAUUCGUGUGACGUUUCUACUCGAACACAAUCUUCCCGCGGGAAGUGCAAUCGCAUCGUUUUAUCCGAGCGCUGGAACAACUCAGCGCAUAGAAAUGACACAAAUACCAGAAUCGCCUACUUACCUUGUAGCGAAUAUCCACAUUUUCGGCUAUAGUCACAUCUACUUACCACUGCUCAGCACACAACACAAUGUUAGCACUUCACUUACCUUUUGUUAUUUUUCAUUGGCUCAUCAUGCUAUCCGACGAUACCUUGAUUCUGAAGUCCGUUUUAGGAAAGCACAUCCCAAACAUAAUUGGUAUUACUAGUUGGUCAGUGGUAGGAGCAUAUUGCAAACCAGAUUCCAGCAGGACUCUUACGGUUCGAAUAAUCACAGAAUCGCACUAGAGCUGUUGCAGUCAAGACACCUAGCCCUCUAUCAAACAGUCAAGAUACAAACCAUCCGCACGUAUUCACCACUCUGGCAAAGUAACUUCAGCCUUUUAGUGGAUAUCCUGUGGAAAGCUUUGCCAUUUCCUCCCUUCUUCCAAAACGUUAUCUACUCUACAUUCCGUUAGGUUUUUGACCUAAACAUAAAGCAUAAAGACAAAGCUCUUGAUUUGCUGAGAAUAUCGAAGAAUCUGUGGUUAGCGGGGUAGCAGAAGGACCUCUGUAGUGAAAAAGAAGCAGUUUAAAAAAGCUUGAGCAACUAAAUGAAGAAUAAAUUAUUAGGUCCUUGAAUGAACAAAUCAACACACUUACACACUUACAAAAAUUAGUCACACGGUAAUCGAAUGCAAUAAAGGAUAAGGUUGAAAGAGAAUGGAGUGCAGUGAUAGAAGAGAGAAAAAGUGUUUGCAUUGACUUCAUGUUCUGGCACGCUUUUAGGCUGGAUAAUUGCGCCCACUAAAACUAUUUGAAACUUUGGGACGCUUAGAGAACUGUGUAAUAUUUCAUGUUUUGCUUCCUAAGUUUACCAGUAAAUCCUUGGUAGGUUCUACCUUACUUCAUCCUACUUUAAGUGUAUCUGUUAAGUGGAAUUAUAUUGCAUAACCGAAGGAUUCCUCCACCCCAUCACAAAAUGGUUCAAGUUUUGGUGUAUAUUGUGUAAAAUGGUGAAAGCCACAUAACGUUUAAGUCAGGUAAAUUUAAGUAAAGCACUAAAUUUAAACAGUGCUAAAAUGCAAUCGUAAAUUACCCAUGUUUGCCACUUAUUAAAUCCUAACCAUUUACAACAAACUACAGGAAAUUUUAAAAUGUUAAACCCGCCCCGGAGGUUUAAGUUCACUGGUUCUAACACGCGAACAAUUUGUUCGGAAUUAAUUUGGAAAGCAUGUUUUUUAGAGCGCGAAAAACAGUAUGUCGAGAAAACAAUCAAGCAGUUCAGCGGUAUUGAAAAUAUACAAAAAACAUGUAUUUGUGCUGGUUAUUUGAAAAAGUUUGCUUUGCAAGAAAUAAUAAAACAUACACAUACAAACACACUUAAAAAAACACUUACACAAACAUGCCCACACAAAAGGGAAAAUAACAAAUUAUAUGAAUUCAAUUGUUACUGAAUGCGAAUAAAAAACUAAAAUGGUUACAAUA
Messenger RNA from Culex quinquefasciatus (southern house mosquito), 5906 nucleotides. RefSeq names its product oxysterol-binding protein-related protein 8 (gene Orp8). Gene Ontology annotation, molecular function: cholesterol binding. The transcript is spliced from 13 exons. Gene Ontology annotation, cellular component: membrane; cytosol; intracellular membrane-bounded organelle. Bases 732 to 3977 code for a protein of 1081 amino acids. Lineage: Eukaryota; Metazoa; Arthropoda; Insecta; Diptera; Culicidae. The record is from RefSeq and is a predicted model, not a curated record.